AUGCCGGAGUCUCUUUCUCAUUCUGAUUUUCAACCUAAACAUUCCCACCACUGUCCUUCUUUUGGCAAAAUAUUUGGUGCCUUUUACUUUGCUUUUGAAACAGAGCAGCUGGUGACUCUUUGGAUUCUCUUUAUUGCCACAAUUGCUGGAAACGCCAUCGUGCUCUUCUCUACCUGGAGGAGGAAACGGAAAUCUCGAAUGACCUUCUUUGUUACGCAGCUGGCAAUCACAGAUUCAUUCACGGGACUCAUAAACAUAAUGACUGACAUCAUUUGGCGCUACACUGGAGAUUUCAUGGCUCCUGAUAUUGUUUGCAGAGUCGUUCGCUACUUCCAGGUGGUCCUUUUAUAUGCCUCGACUUACGUCCUCGUGUCAUUAAGCAUAGACCGGUAUCACGCCAUAGUUUACCCAAUGAAGUUCUUGCAAGGAGAAAGACAGGCGAAAGUUCUUAUUGGAGUGGCCUGGAGCCUCUCUUUCCUGUUUUCCAUACCAACUCUGAUUAUUUUUGGGAAACGGAAGCUCUCCAACGGGGAAGUGCAGUGCUGGGCUCUCUGGCCUGAUGACUCCUACUGGAUACCCUACAUGACGGUGGUGGCUUUCCUGGUGUACUUCAUUCCUCUGAUCAUUAUCAGCGUCAUAUACUCAAUCGUGAUCCGAACCAUCUGGAUGAAGAGCAAAGCUCAGGCUGUCAUCAUAGCCAGCUGCCCUGGUGGCAAAACUUCUGCUGGCUACACCAGUCGUAGGUUUAUAUCCAGGGCAAAAGUGAAAGCGAUCAAGUACAGCUUCGUGAUCAUCCUUGCAUUUGUCCUCUGUUGGAGCCCUUAUUUUCUUUUUGAUAUCCUGGACAACUUCAACAUACUCCCUGAGACUAAAGAGCGCUUCUAUGCAUCCGUGAUCAUCCAGAACCUGCCAGCCUUGAACAGUGCCAUCAACCCCAUCAUCUACUGCCUCUUCAGCAACCACCUCUGCUCCCCUUUUGAGUAUCUAAGAACACGAAGGCUUGAGGGAACUUUCCGGGACAGGAGUGAUGGAGGGCAGGAGAUGCAGGUCUUGUCCAAACCAGAACACAUCUAG
This is a messenger RNA of Antrostomus carolinensis (chuck-will's-widow), 1074 nucleotides long. RefSeq names its product neuropeptide S receptor 1 (gene NPSR1). The record is from RefSeq and is a predicted model, not a curated record. The transcript is spliced from 11 exons. The coding region runs from base 1 to 1074 and encodes 357 amino acids. NCBI's taxonomy places the organism in Eukaryota, Metazoa, Chordata, Aves, Caprimulgiformes, Caprimulgidae. Gene Ontology annotation, biological process: positive regulation of release of sequestered calcium ion into cytosol; neuropeptide signaling pathway. Gene Ontology annotation, molecular function: neuropeptide receptor activity; vasopressin receptor activity. Gene Ontology annotation, cellular component: cytoplasm; plasma membrane.